This is a messenger RNA of Triticum turgidum subsp. durum (durum wheat), 900 nucleotides long. NCBI's taxonomy places the organism in Eukaryota, Viridiplantae, Streptophyta, Magnoliopsida, Poales, Poaceae. The record is from the annotation of a GenBank genome assembly.
AUGUUAGGUGGUCAAGAAGUUGCAAUCAAGAGGCUAAGUAGAGAUUCUCAACAAGGAACAAAAGAAUUUAGGAACGAAGUAAUUCUAAUUGCCAAAUUGCAACACAGAAACUUGGUUCGACUUCUUGGAUGCUGCAGUGAGGGAGAUGAAAAGCUCCUGAUAUACGAGUAUCUGCCAAAUAAGAGCUUAGAUGCUACCCUUUUUGAUGACUCGAGAAAAUUGCUGUUGGAUUGGUUGACACGGUUUCGUAUAAUCAAAGGGAUUGCAAAGGGACUUCGAUAUCUUCAUGAAGACUCAAGGUUCACCAUAAUUCAUAGAGACCUCAAAGCUGCAAAUGUUUUGUUAGAUGCAGAUUUUAAACCCAAGAUAGCGGAUUUUGGUAUGGCGAGGAUCUUUGGCGAUAACUUGGAAAAUGCGAAUACCCAACACCUUGUUGGAACAUAUGGUUACAUGGCUCCUGAGUAUGCAAUGGAGGGUGUCUUCUCUACCAAGUCUGACGUCUACAGUUUUGGCGUGUUACUACUGGAGGUUGUAACUGGUAUAAGGAGAAACUCCAUUAGUGAAACCAUGGGAUUCCCUAGCCUCACAGUAUAUUCAUGGAAUAUGUGGAAGGAAGAUAGGACCAAUGAGCUGACGGACUCAUCUAUCUUAGAUACUUCACCAGAUGAAAUUCUGCUUUGCAUCCAUGUAGCACUCUUGUGUGUUCAGGAGAACCCCGAUGAUAGGCCGCUCAUGUCAUCUGUUGUGUUUGUCCUAGAGAACGGGACGGGGAGCACCCCACUUACAUCCCCCAAUCUCCCGGCCUACUUUGCGAGACAAAGUGCUGCAACAAAUCAGAUCAGAACUGACAUUCCGACAUCCGUGAACAGCUUUACUCUUACUGAGAUAGAGGGACGAUGA